Molecule: messenger RNA, 2583 nt
Organism: Puccinia graminis f. sp. tritici CRL 75-36-700-3
Lineage: Eukaryota; Fungi; Basidiomycota; Pucciniomycetes; Pucciniales; Pucciniaceae
Product: 1,4-alpha-glucan-branching enzyme
Exons: 13
Coding region: 151-2190 (679 amino acids)
Biological process (GO): glycogen biosynthetic process
Cellular component (GO): cytoplasm
Molecular function (GO): 1,4-alpha-glucan branching enzyme activity; hydrolase activity, hydrolyzing O-glycosyl compounds; cation binding
Source: RefSeq, a predicted model, not a curated record
AUCCAGCUCUUCGUCCACUCCGAUCACUCAACAUUAUUUUAUCCCCACUUUCGAAGUUUCGAUUCGUUGGGCCUGAUUAAGCCGAUCGCACUGUUCACCAUAUUCCUCACCUCAAUUAAAUUAGAUUGAAGUCUUCCUGCCCAUCCAAGGAUGGCGAACAAUCCAGAGAAGCCUCAGCUGGUGAUCGAUGACCCUUGGCUAGAACCAUUCACCCAGACCAUCGAGGCUCGGAUUCAAAAGUUUAAGGAAUGGCAGGCCAAGAUAGACGAGACCGAAGGAGGAUUAGAUCCGUUCUCGAAAGGAUAUGAGAAAUUCGGAUUGAUUGCCCAAGCGGAUCGAUCGAUCUUAUAUCGCGAAUGGGCUCCAGGCGCUCAAAAUGCCAGUCUGAUCGGCGACUUCAAUAAUUGGGACCGGGAGGCUAACCCGAUGAAAAAGGAUCAGUUUGGGGUUUGGGAAUGUCGGGUACCACCCAAAGGCUCCCAACCCGGUAUUGCUCAUGGAAGUAAAGUCAAGAUCUCUAUGAUUGCUCAGAGUGGGGAACGUAUCGAAAGGCUUCCGGCUUGGAUCAGACGAGUGACCCAGGACCUGUCAGUCUCUCCAGUUUAUGAUGCAAUCUAUUGGGAUCCACCACAGAAGUAUCAGUGGAAAAACAAGAGUCCGCCGCCCUUGGAUGCUGUCAAAGUCUAUGAAGCACAUGUGGGUAUCUCCACUUCUGAAGGCCGGGUGGGAACAUACAAAGAGUUCACUGCCAACGUUCUUCCCCGGAUAAAAGCUUUGGGAUAUAACGUAGUCCAAAUGAUGGCUGUCAUGGAACACGCUUAUUAUGCCAGCUUUGGUUAUCAGAUCACCAAUUUCUUCUGUGCCAGUAGUCGCUACGGAACUCCGGAGGAGCUUAUGGAAUUAGUCGAUGUCGCCCAUGGAAUGGGCUUGACUGUAUUACUCGAUGUCGUCCAUUCACAUGCCUGCAAAAAUGUCUUGGACGGCAUCAACAUGUUUGACGGAACCGAUCACUGCUAUUUUCAUGAGGGUCCCAAGGGGAAGCAUGAGCUAUGGGAUAGCCGUUUGUUUAAUUACGGUCAUCAUGAGGUGCUACGAUUCUUACUCUCCAACCUUAGGUUCUUCAUGGAGCAGUUCAAAUUUGAUGGGUUCAGAUUUGAUGGUGUAACUAGCAUGUUAUACAAUCAUCACGGAAUUGGAACCGGGUUCUCAGGUGGAUAUCAUGAAUACUUCGGGCCUGGUGUUGAUGAAGAGGGAGUUACCUAUCUGAUGCUGGCGAAUCAGCUAGUUCAUAAAAUUAAUCCUCAUGCGAUCUGUAUUGCUGAGGAUGUUUCUGGGAUGCCUGGACUCUGUCGACCGACAAUCGAAGGGGGGCUUGGCUUUGACUAUCGCCUAUCGAUGGCAGUACCUGAUAUGUGGAUCAAACUACUGAAAGAAAAGACUGACGAGGAUUGGGAUUUGGGAUCGAUUUGCUUCACAUUGACCAACCGAAGGUACCGAGAAAAAUCAAUCUGCUACUGUGAAAGCCACGACCAAGCCCUCGUCGGGGACAAAACUUUGGCCUUCUGGUUGAUGGACAAGGAAAUGUAUACAAACAUGAGCGAUUUAACCCCAUUCACACCGGUAAUCGAUCGGGGCCUGGCUUUGCACAAGAUGAUCAGACUUAUAACCCAUGCCCUUGGCGGUGAGGGAUAUUUGAAUUUUGAAGGUAAUGAGUUCGGGCAUCCUGAGUGGUUAGAUUUUCCUCGCGAGGGGAACGGAAAUUCUUUCCAUUACGCACGACGGCAAUGGAACGUGGUCGAUGAUCCGUUGUUACGGUAUAAAUAUCUCAAUAACUUCGAUGCGGCCAUGAAUAACUUGGAGUCCCAGCACAAAUGGCUCUCCAGCUCGCAUACCUUUGUUUCUCUCAAGCACGAAUCUGACAGAGUGGUUGCAUUCGAACGAGGGAAAUUGUUAUUCAUUUUUAACUUCCAUCCGACUCAAUCCUACACAGAUUAUCGGAUUGGGGUUGAAUGGGAAGGGAAAUACCAGGUGGUGCUCUCCAGCGAUGAAAAGCAACGCUUUGGAGGACACGAUCGUGUGGAUCUUCAGUCUGAAUAUUUCACAACUAAGAUGGAAUGGAACAACCGGAAGAACUACGUCCAGGUUUAUUUGCCUAGCCGAAUGGUCUUGGUCCUUGGAUUAAAGGCCUGAAACCGAUCGUCCAUAUUCACUCUUAUACAAACAACACAUAUAUAUAUGUAUUCCAUAGUCGCCAGGGACUCAGCUUGUAGUCAAUAACAUCAACAUACAAGUUGCUAUGAUAUCAUUAUUUCUAAAGUUUAAAAAAAAUCCUCAGUGAUAUGAACAGUUGAUAUCUUUCUCUUCAUUUUCUGACGUCUGCAUGUAAAACCCGAAAACCAACCAACCAACAAAACAAAGUGUAUACUGAAUCUGGUCAAAGAAAAAAAAACGGGUUUGGUGAAUGCCGGUGGUGGUUCUGUAAAGAUAGCUUAACAUGGUUGUAGCCUCUCAUUCUUUUCCUUUUCUUUUCUAAAUUUUCUUCUUUGCGUACAGAUAAAAUAUUUCUUGAGAGACAAAAGUCAG